This is a messenger RNA of Dermatophagoides farinae (American house dust mite), 1589 nucleotides long. Lineage: Eukaryota; Metazoa; Arthropoda; Arachnida; Sarcoptiformes; Pyroglyphidae. The record is from RefSeq and is a predicted model, not a curated record.
UGUUGUUGUUGGUGUCUUUCCUGUGUGUAUAUUUUAUUCCUCUGUAGUGAAUUCAAUGACUGUCAAUCAUUUCAUCAUCUUCAUUUUCAAUUUUUAUUUUGUCAUUAUCAUCGAUAUUUUCCAAAUCUUCAAAAUCAUCAUAUAAUUCAUCAUCAUCUUGUGCAUCAAGUUCAUCUCGAAGACGUUUAUCUCGUUCCAGAAUUUAUUUCAUCAUCGAAUUUCCAUUUUUCAAUCUUCUUUUUGACAAGAGUUUACUCAACUUUAAAUCAACUUUAUAAACUGAAUUUUGAUUCAAUUCAAUUCAAUCAAAAUGAUUAGCCAUCGUGAUUAUAAAGCUGGAGAAAUAAUCUCUGUUAAUCCAUCAUUUGUACAUGUUAUUGAUGAAGAUAAAAAGGGUAAAUAUUGUGAUUAUUGCUUGGCUCCAACAACCGGUGCUACUGCAUUGGGCAAAUGUAGCAACUGUAAACACAUGUAUUAUUGUGGAAAAGAUUGUCAACGAAAUGAUUGGAAACAACAUAAAUUCGAAUGUAAAAUUUUCAAGAAAAAUUACGAAAUUACAGACGAAUUUGAUCGAUUUUUAUUACGGUUGUAUUUGUUCGUAAAAAACAACCCUGAAUGUGUUAAUGAAAGGCAAAAAUUUAUUAACGAUGAAAAUUCAAACCGAUGUUUCAAUGAUCUCCUUAUGACAGAUUGGAAUCGAAUUCAAAAUGAUUCAUUUCGAAUCAGCGAUUUUGAAUCUAUAUGUACAAAAUUCCAAUUUAUGAAGAUUGAAUUCAAUCGCACAGUAUUAUUUAAAUUUUUUUGUAAAAGUUGCACCAAAUUCUUUAAGAUUACAAAUUAUGAACUGGAAAAAGUAGGCUCAGGCCUUUAUAUUGCGGAAUCACAAAUCGGUCAUUCAUGUACACCGAACAGUGCACCACUGUUCAAUGGUAACCAAAUUGUAAUGCGUGCUAUCAAACCGAUUAAAUCUGGUACACAAAUUACCGCCUGCUAUGUGUAUAUAGCUGAUUCAAGAUAUGAUCGACAAGCAAAACUGGCUCAAUACUUUGAUAUUACAUGUGAAUGUCAACGAUGUAAUUCAGUGGAUUCAGUGAAUUAUCAAUUAAUAAAGGAAUUUAAUAUAGCAAUGGUUAACUUGUUUUUUGUGGACAAGUUCAAAGCUUAUAAACUUGGUGUGGAAAUACUAUCAAUGUUGCAAUGGAUUUCUACUGAUUAUCAUCCGAUAACAAUUAUAUACACAAUUUUUGUAUUACAAAUAUGUUAUGCAAUUGCAUUGGAAAAUGGUGAUAAUGAACGUAUCGGAUUAUCUGUUGCUGCAAUGGCACAACAUGUACGAAUUGAACUUCCUGAUGCAUACAAAGAAAUAUUUGAAAAUACCUAUUUUAAUCAACCAGAAGAUGUAAAAAUCACCAUUAUGAAAGCACUGACAAAUGUUCAUUAAUAAUCAUCACAUUCACAUUUCAAUUCUCUUCUCUUUUCCAAUAUUUUAAUCAUCGUUAUAUUUGGGCGUUAAUUAGAUGUGUUUGUUUUAUAUGUGUUUGUAUUAAUCUGUAUUUUGAAAUAAUUUUGAAAAAUUUGAAGAAAAAAUA